AUGAAAACAAUAUGACACCGAAGAAAACCCAAAACUUCAAAAAGAAGGAAAAACAAGUUAAAACAUAUAAUUCAGAUCCAAACCCAUUUGCCCAUUUCUCUAUUUCUCUCAUGAUCUUAUCCACUCCAAUUACAUUAUUGUUCAGCUUGCUGAAGAAUGGGUGAGUAAUGGCGCUGGCAGAAGCUAGGGCUGCUUGGCAGAGAACAGCUAACCGAUACUUGGUCCAAGAGGAUGCCAAAAGAGCUCCAAAGUUAGCUUGCUGCUCGACAACAGCCCCACCGGUUAUACUAGACGAUGUAGGAUCCACAAAUAUAGCUGACAGUGAAGAUAUUCCUAAGAUAACUCCUCUGCCUCUUAAUCAGAACUCGUCAGAUUUUAAUUUAUCCCCCAGUUCAAGAUGGUGGCUGCAGCUGCAACCAAAUUGUGGAUAUCAAAAUAGUUCAAUGAAUAUGGAGACCUUUGAAACCCGUGAAAACUCAGGUGCCUACUCAAAGAAUGAAACUGCCUACCAAGAGUCUUCCCUUGAUAAUCACUCUAGCAAGUUCACAACUUGUGAGAAGAAAGAUUAUAGGGUUGAAGAGCAAGAGUUAAGUUCUUUGUACUCAAAGAAUACCAGAUAUCCUUUUGAGCAUGAAGAAGCAAUAGAAUUCAGUGAACUAGCCAACAUGGAUUUUGUUGAUUGUAAAAUUCCCAAGAAGUCAAGCGAUCUAUAUUUGGAUUUGAAGUCAUCUUGUAUUGGGGCCGAGAAAAAUGUGCCAUGGUGGCGAACUGCAGAUACAGAAGAAUUGAUUUCAUUGGUUUCUCAGAGGUCGCUUGAUGUUAUCGAAAAUUGUGAUCUUCCUCGUCCUCAGAAUACUCGUGUCAGGAAAAACCUUGAUACUAAUGUAUGCAGUUUUAGUUGUGGGGGAAUUUACAAGUCGUCAUUAGACCUGAAGCUCAACAUGGGGAGUUACAAGAAUUCAACUGUUCCUACACCAUACAGUCUUAAAUCAGAAAGUGCGAGCAAAAAACACUGGGCAAAUGUUGAAUGUCGACCACUGUCUAAUGCAAACAAAUCAAUGAGUGGCAGUCCAACUCAAAAAGUGGCACCUGAAAUGAAUGCAUAUGGGAAUGAUCCAAGCAAGGCUCAACUUCUGGAUGCACUACGUCUCUCUCAGACGCGUGCUCGGGAAGCCGAGAAUGCAGCAAAACUCGCACAUGUGGAGAAGGAACAUAUUGUGAAGCUAGUCUUUCGACAAGCAUCAGAGCUUUUUGCUUAUAAGCAGUGGUUCCAUCUUCUGCAACUUGAGAACAUUUAUAUCCAGAUGAAGAGCAACUGUAGCCAGCCGAUAUCAACUGUCUUACCUCAGACGCCUCAAAGAACUAGGAAAAUACGAAAGACCUGGCAGAAAUCUACCUGGAGAAAAUGGACCAAGAAACCUCGUUAUAGAUAUAAUAUUAGCAAAUACGCAAUGGUUUUUGCUUUAGGGUUGGGCCUAGUUGGUGCUGGUUUGUUAUUGGGAUGGACUGUCGGGUUGAUGCUGCCAACGUUGUAGGCAUACAGGUUUUUUUUUAUGUUUUUUCGUACUUGCCCACAUGUGGAAAUAUUUAUGUACGUAUUUAUUUUGAUGUCUUGACGGUUGAUUGUUGUUGAUACUAAUGCCAGUUUUAUGCUUCAUUUUUGACAAGUAAUCUGUCAUUUACCGAGUCCAAAGUAUCUUCUUUAAUGGAAGCUAUGUGAAUAGAAAGUUUUAAAUA
Messenger RNA from Olea europaea var. sylvestris, 1737 nucleotides. RefSeq lists its product as uncharacterized. Lineage: Eukaryota; Viridiplantae; Streptophyta; Magnoliopsida; Lamiales; Oleaceae. The coding region runs from base 168 to 1535 and encodes 455 amino acids. The transcript is spliced from 3 exons. The record is from RefSeq and is a predicted model, not a curated record.